AUGAGUGGAUUGAAUCAGGUUCUUGUGCUAGGAGCACUCGUGAGGUUUGUGGUUCCUUCAGUAUUGCCCCAAGUCACAGAUGUCUUGUCGUCAAUCGUGGAGAUCUCCACUCCUGUCAAUUCGUUCAAGUCGCUUUUAGAGGCAUUCUACUAUUUGCACCACAACAUAAACUUGUAUGACGGAGGUGUCAACCACCAUCCUCCCUUGCUAGUCGUGUUGUUGUCGUUGUUGGACGAAUACAUUCCAGCACCAUUUUCCGGCAUCGUGUUCAACGUGAUCUACACCGCUAUCGAUGUCUACAUAGCUAUAGUGUUAGUAAAACUCAACAGAUGGUAUCAGAACUACAACUCAACUAGAUUGGGUCGACCUGUGCACGGCUUUUCCGACGACUUGAUCGCAAUCUUUUACCUUUUCAACCCUCUCAUCAUCUUGACCAACUUGUCUCAUUCAACUUUGGUGUUCACUUUCCUCUUCAUAAUUGAGUCACUUAACCAAUUGUUGAUCUCUGACAAUGUCCCCAGAUCCAUGAUUGCCUUGUCAAUCGCCUCCUAUCUCUCGUUGAACUCCUUAUUUUUAGUGAUCCCUAUAUUGGCAUUGGCCAAGGCUGCAUUGAAGAACAAGACUGAGAAGCAAGUCUACUUUGAAGGUGGUGCAAUAUUCUUGACAACAAGUGGAUUACUCUUCUUGUGUUCGUUUGCUGUGACUGCGUCGUUUGAUUUCCUAAGCCUGGUCUACGGAACCGUCAUAAUGUUCGAUAAGAUCUCACCCAAUGUAGGUUUGUGGUGGUACCUUUUCACAGAAAUGUUCCAGUUCUUCACACCACUAUACGUAGGAAUCUUCAACAUUUUCUCAGGAGUGUUUAUACUUCCGCUUACAUUGAGAUUAUUCGAAUUCAAAGAUAUUGCUCCAGCUGGGGACUCGUUCUUGGCGGUGGUCUUGUCUAUAGUGUGGAUCUCCUUCACCAAGUCAUAUCCCACCGUUGGUGAUUUAGCAUUUGGAUUGUCGUUGCUUCCAAUAUUCAAAAGUACUAUCUAUCCUUACAGCAAGUACACCUUCGUGUACGGUAUGACAUUGUUGAUCUCGUUGUUGUUGUCGCCUAUUUUCUACUACUGUUGGAUCGUAUUGGGCAACGGUAACUCCAACUUUUUCUACAGUAUCAAUUUGAUCUGGGGUGCUGUUCACAUUUUCAUCAUUCUGGACUUGCUCUGGGGCAAACUUGUAGCCGACUACUUGGAACAGAACAAGGUGCCAGAGGCAGAAAGGUCCAAGAUCAGAUUGAGUCAGAUAUAG
Molecule: messenger RNA, 1290 nt
Organism: Scheffersomyces stipitis CBS 6054
Lineage: Eukaryota; Fungi; Ascomycota; Pichiomycetes; Serinales; Debaryomycetaceae
Product: GPI-anchor transamidase subunit
Exons: 1
Coding region: 1-1290 (429 amino acids)
Biological process (GO): attachment of GPI anchor to protein; protein localization to cell surface
Cellular component (GO): membrane; GPI-anchor transamidase complex
Source: RefSeq, a predicted model, not a curated record